This is a messenger RNA of Malassezia vespertilionis, 1230 nucleotides long. RefSeq names its product branched-chain-amino-acid transaminase. Gene Ontology annotation, cellular component: mitochondrion. The record is from RefSeq and is a predicted model, not a curated record. The transcript has a single exon. NCBI's taxonomy places the organism in Eukaryota, Fungi, Basidiomycota, Malasseziomycetes, Malasseziales, Malasseziaceae. Bases 1 to 1230 code for a protein of 409 amino acids. Gene Ontology annotation, biological process: L-valine biosynthetic process; L-leucine biosynthetic process. Gene Ontology annotation, molecular function: branched-chain-amino-acid:2-oxoglutarate transaminase activity.
AUGCGACUCACCGCGUACUUGCUAUCCAACUUUAAACAAGUCAAGAGAAUGGCGCCUGCAAAUGUUUCUGAUGUUGAAAAAAAGCUACACGGCGUCGGCCUCGCGCCUCUGGAUGCCGGAAAGCUAGUGAUUGAAAAGAAUCCGAAUCCGCGCUCGCCACCACCAGCUAAAGGUCUUGUGUUUGGCAAAACAUUCUCCAACCACAUGCUCACUGUGCCUUGGAACGCCCAAACUGGCUGGGGACAGCCUAAGAUUGGUGCAUAUGGCCCGUUUAGUUUUGACCCAAGCACUGUUAUUUUCCAUUAUGCGCCGUCGCUUUUUGAGGGUUUGAAAGCGUACCGCGACCCUCAGGGCGAGGUACGUCUCUUUCGCCCAGACAAGAACAUGGAGCGUAUGAACACGAGCGCUGAUCGUAUUGCGCUUCCCCGCUUUGACGGCGAUGAGCUUGUGAAGUUGAUUAAAAAGCUUGUGGACAUGGACAAGGACUGGGUACCUUUUGAGGCGGGCUACUCACUCUACAUUCGUCCCACACUUAUCGGUACACAGCCCACACUUGGCGUUAGCGCAAAUGAAGAGGCACUUUUGUUUGUGAUUCUUUCGCCCGUCGGCCCAUACUACUCGUCCGGUGUAAAGCCGGUAGCAUUAGAGGCGAAUCCUGCGCGUGUGCGCGCUUGGCCUGGUGGUACCGGCGCAUCAAAGCUCGGCGCAAACUACGGGCCUGGUAUUCUGCCGCAGAUUGAGGCUGCGAAGCAAGGAUUUCAGCAAAAUCUCUGGCUCUUUGGCGACGAGCACUGGCUGACAGAGGUCGGCACGAUGAACUUGUUCAUCGUAAUGAAGAAAAACGAUCAAACGCUCGAGGUAGUGACGCCUCCGCUGGAUGGCAUGAUUCUCGCGGGUGUGACGCGCGACUCUGUGCUGGGUCUUCUUCGUGCGCAUAGCUCCGGAGAAGCGCCAUUGGCGGGGUUGCCAAAGAUCGAAGUCUCGGAGCGUAACAUCAACAUGAAGGAAAUCGUGGAUGCUGCGGAGAAGUGCAAUCUUGUGGAAGUGUUUGGCUCUGGUACGGCCGCUGUGGUGAGCCCCGUAAACAAGAUUGGUUACUUGGGAGAAGACAUUUCCAUUCCUGUGGGCGACAGUGGCUUUGGUGCUGUCGCCGAGAGCGUGCUGAACAAACUCUCGGCCAUCCAAUGGGGCAAAGAAGAGCACCCUUGGUCUGUGCGUAUUACAGAGUAA